AUGGGAGCACUUCCGAGCAGGGAGACACAACGGCGUGGGUUGUACAGCCAUCGCCAUGGGCGCAAUAGGCGGAGUGAAGUCAUAUUAGUUCCCCUCACAACCGAAUUUUUUCCGAGUGAGAGCUGCCCUCUGUUUGAGCGUCUGUUCCAGGCGAGACACCACCGAACAGCCAAAUAUUACUACCGGGCGGUGCGCUCCGCAGAUACGGACAGGGAAUCUGACUACUACUGCCAGACGACAGUUCACGCCAAUAACGCGGAUUUAGACAGUCCAGGGAGUCUCGCGAGAGAUAAACGUGUGGAGACUCUUUUCACAGACGACAUAUCAGGUUUAUACCAAAGACUCGUGCGAGAGACCGAGUGUUGCAUGUCUGAGACAGAUGAAGGGCUGCGAGAGAGGUACAAAAAGCAGAUCCAGCAGCAGCAGCGCCACCAACAAAGGCAACAACAGUACAAAUCGCCUCAUCCGCAGGAGUAUGGAGCUGCAUUUGGUGACUCAUAUGAAGAGUAUUUUGGAUUCGGUCCAGGGGCUUUUGCCAACGGCUACAACGACGCUCUGGCAUACAUAAAGGGAAGGGAGCAACACACGCAUUGUAAUGAGUUCGGUACGCACGUAACUUCACCGAGUGCCUAUUAUCUUCGGCCAGUUCCAUGUGCGAUUGUGUCGCGUUCGGAGGCACACAAGUCUGCUCCGGACGCCGGGGUUGAGUUUCUUGGCUCGACGGUUAAGGUACUCGGUAUGUUUGGGCUCCUUCCCUCCACCAUAUCCAUCACUGUACACGGGGAAGUAGUAGAGCAGCAUAUGCUGAAGGCGACAAUGUUCGUUGACAAGGAUGUCGGUGAUCAGAUAUUGGGAAACGUGGUGAUGCUUGCUGUCCACAUGUACGUUCGACAGUGCAUUGAGGCUCAAAUUCGGGCUCCGUACAUUCCGAUGAUCCCCAUGAUUCUUCGAACUCCCAUAUCAAACAUUCCGAUGCUGCAGUUUGUGCGGGAGAUGCGAGUGCGACUUCGUAGUUUGUUGAACGCGGGUGGGAAGCGCCGCAGUUUCUGUAGCGCGAACAGUAGUGGUAGUAGUGCAAGCUCAUCUCCAAGUACUGAUAGCGUUCACGACGCGGUGGAGGCAUCCUCCCGUUGUGACGCAGAUAUACUGUACCUUUUUGAAGAAGAUGUGCCCGGUGUCGUCUCUCAGCACCGACUUUUCCUUGAUCCGUCGGAGGCGCAGUCGCUGAAGCUCCGCCCUGCACACAACACCAAUCCCGAUGGCACCAUUCCUAUACUCCUCGUGUCAGGCGUGAAUGUGCAGGCGACGCCACUAACACAUCCCUCCGUUACGAGUAUGUCACAUGUGCGCGUCCCGCCGUGGGUGCUUGAUGGCGCCUCCGACUCCGCGGGCGGUGGACCACCCAACUCGUGCCCGCAACGUGAAGCGUUUCGGGCUGCAUCGCUUCUGGCAACACGACGGAACCGCUUCCGCAUGUGGGUAGAAGAUGGUCGGCUGUGCAUUUGGGCGAGUGCCGCGUACGCCCGACGGGGGUGUCUUAUGCUUGCGCAGCAGCUGACGCAGACGGUUGACAACAGUCUUUUGCCAAUACCACGCCCGUGGAAUUACCGUGGUUUGUUACGCGGUGGUAUGCCAAUGCCGGAGCCAGAGCUCGCCAAUGAUGUGUUCAUUGUGGCCGAGGACAUGCCGAGUAUGGGGCUCUAUCAGGGUGACGUUCUCCGAUGCAGCACUCCUGCGGAGAUCGGCGAUCGCCAGCGGAGGGGUUCACCAUGUAAGACGCCCGGCAGUAAUUCCGGCACGUCGCUUGAAAUGACUUUUCCACACACCAAGAAGAGCCUGAACAGCACAUCCACACUCCUGGAGCCGGCGACGCCUGCUGAGCAGAAAAGCCCUCCAGUGAACUAUACGAGCAAUCAUCCGAGUAAUGUGCUGUUACAAGACCCAGGCGAGGCGCCUUCGAAUGCUUUUUGGGUGUGUUUUCCUUUUGAUCGCGAUGGUCCCUCCGUUGCUCCUGGCGAGAGGCGUCAGCAACAACAGCAACAGGACGGUGUGGCCUAUCGGGCAACCAAUGUGGAAGAGGUUCUUCUUUCAUGGAUAAAAAUAAUCUCACUCAAGACUCGCGAUGCCGCUGAGGAGGACGAUCACUGGGUCCGUGACCCCACAACGGGCGCACCACUCCGUGUGGAUCGCUAUAUAAUUCGUCGUGUCGAACAUGAUGGCAUGCGGUAUUUCAUCGGUGUCACCCCCCGCUUUGUUGGGCAGCAGCGCCGGCUGGAAAAAAUGUUGGUGGAUAUCAAGGCUCAGGAGGAUGGAGGGGAAGAUCUGGACUUAGAGCGAGACAAGUAUUACGUGGCGGCCAUGCAUUACGAUGCGGCUUUUGACCGUGAGGAUGAUGACAGCCGGGAUGAAGAUGCUCUGGGACGCGUCGCUAUGGCGAAGAUGCUCAGCGCGCCGUCUUUAAUAUUAGAGUAA
Molecule: messenger RNA, 2472 nt
Organism: Trypanosoma brucei brucei TREU927
Lineage: Eukaryota; Euglenozoa; Kinetoplastea; Trypanosomatida; Trypanosomatidae
Exons: 1
Coding region: 1-2472 (823 amino acids)
Source: RefSeq, a predicted model, not a curated record